GACCAGGAAACUGUGGCUCGUCCGAGUGUAACUUGUACAAGAUGCAGCAACAACACCAUAUCGAUCCUCGGUUAUCAAAAGUCGCUUCUGGAACAUCGAGUCGCAUCCUGUACGACAUCCCAUGCAAAGUAUGCCAAGACCAUUCGUCCGGCAAACAUUACGGCAUAUUUGCGUGCGACGGCUGUGCCGGGUUCUUCAAGAGAUCCAUCAGAAGGCAGAGGCAGUACGUGUGUAAAGCCAAGGCGGAGGGUAGCUGUGUGGUUGAUAAGACCCAUCGCAACCAAUGCAGAGCCUGCCGACUGCGCAAAUGCGUCCAGACAGGCAUGAACAAGGAUGCUGUUCAACACGAACGAGGACCACGGAAUUCGACGCUACGACGUCAGAUGGCCCUUUACUUCAAAGAACCGAAUUCACCGCCUCACGGUGACCUGUCGGGGGUGUUGGGGGUUGCGUCUGUGUCCAGGCUGCUACAGUCUCCGCCGCCCCAGCCGCCGCCUUCACACCCCGCAGUCUUGGACCUGGCUCUGCCCAAGGCACCGCACCCAGAACUGCCUCAUCCUCUGUAUCACGCGAACCCCUUCUUCUGCAGCCCCGUUGCGGUUGCUGUGCCUAAGUUCCCCCUGGGUCCGAUUCUAACAUCGCCCUUCCCGUCACAUACCACGGAGACCCUGUGCGAGUCUGCAGCCCGACUUCUGUUCAUGAACGUGAAAUGGACAAAGAAUGUCCCAGCAUUUACUGCUCUCGACUUCCAGGACCAGUUGCUGAUGUUGGAACAGAGUUGGAGAGAACUUUUCGUACUCGGGGCCGCUCAGUAUCUGCUGCCUUUGGACAUAGGCCAACUUAUGAGCCUUCGUGGAGCCCUCGUUGACAGGGAUUCAGCAAAGGAGGCGUCACUCCUGCAUGAGAUCAAGGUGUUCCAUAGCACAGUUACCAAGUUUAAGGACCACAACGUGGAUCCCUACGAGUACGCUUGUCUGAGGGCCAUUGUGCUGUUCAGGGCUACCGAUGUUGACAGCGGAAGCAGUUCUGCUAGCAGCAACAAAAAUAGUACAACGGGCAUUGAUCGCAGGACCUUGGCUAACCCAGCAACAGUGGCGACACUUCAGGACCAUACACAAUAUACCCUGAAGAAAUACAACGACACCGUUCAUCCCAGAGACCCCGUACGCUUUGGCAAACUUCUUUUGUUACUACCAACUCUUAGAACAGUGUCGGCAGCCACAAUAGAAGAACUCUUCUUUCGAAGAACAAUAGGCGAUAUUCCCAUCGAAAGAAUAAUAUGUGAUAUGUAUAAGACGACCGACAUUUGAGUGCCACAGACCAAAAAUGGGGAUAAAUUUGUGGGAUUCUUAAACUGUAUUUAUCUGCAUGGGGGUGGGGACAGUUCAUGCAUAGAAACAUCCACUGGAAUAUUCUCAUUCUCGAAACGACAUUUUUCAUCGCCAUGUUGGAAACUGCAGGGUGAACAGAAGACUUUAAACACAUCAUCGAAUCUCGGUGAAAUAAACUUAAUUUCGUAUUAAAAACACAAACUCAUCUUCAUAAUUUAAACAAAAAAUCAUCUUCGUAUUCAAAGACGCAAAUGUCUGGUGCAACAUUUGACAUUAAUUUCGAUUAUCUUAAAAUAAUUUGUAAUCUACAACAAAUGGGGUUAACCCUAGUGCUCUCUCAAUGAUGUGGGAUAUUGUUUGAAAAAUCUAUUGUUACUCGGCUUGUCAAAUAAUAGACCACUUUCUUUAUUUAACACGAAGGUUCAUCACCGUGUUCACAAAAUCCCGCCACCGGACUUUAUCCUGAGCAACCCUAUGACAAUACCAAAUAAUAUGUGGAUGUUUUAUAUUUUUAUAUUGCUAUACAUUGAAUAUUAAAUAAUAUUAUUAGCUUUAAAGCACAACUGUGAUUAUAGCACGAAUAGUAAUGUAUGACAUGCUGUGAAGAAAUCAUUUUGGGUACAAUUCUUUCAUAAGUGAGUG
Molecule: messenger RNA, 1973 nt
Organism: Zootermopsis nevadensis
Lineage: Eukaryota; Metazoa; Arthropoda; Insecta; Blattodea; Termopsidae
Gene: tll
Product: nuclear receptor subfamily 2 group E member tailless
Biological process (GO): regulation of DNA-templated transcription
Molecular function (GO): DNA-binding transcription factor activity; sequence-specific DNA binding; zinc ion binding
Source: RefSeq, a predicted model, not a curated record